Messenger RNA from Ictalurus punctatus (channel catfish), 2296 nucleotides. RefSeq names its product BOLA class I histocompatibility antigen, alpha chain BL3-6. The record is from RefSeq and is a predicted model, not a curated record. Gene Ontology annotation, cellular component: external side of plasma membrane. Gene Ontology annotation, biological process: immune response. Lineage: Eukaryota; Metazoa; Chordata; Actinopteri; Siluriformes; Ictaluridae. The coding region runs from base 135 to 1232 and encodes 365 amino acids. The transcript is spliced from 8 exons.
UCUUAUUGGUCCGAUUUAAGCUCGACACAUUUCCGCAGUUCUAAAUCGUCUAGUCGUUUUACGAAAGAUUUUUAAAAGAAAUUAUUUAUUUCUGUUUGUUUAGUCACUUUUAUGGCAACAGAUUAGACUGUAAGAUGGAGGGGAGCUGUACUGACAGCAGAGUUGGGAUGAAAGUUUGGCUUUUUCUCACAUUUUCUGUUCAUGUUUCUUCAGCAGGCACACACUCUCUGCAGUACUGCUACACUGCAGUCACACCAGGAAUAAAUUUCCCAGAGUUCACUGAAGUCGGUAUACUGGAUGGGAAACAGAUUGAGUACUAUGACAGCAUCAAAAUGAAGAAGAUCUCAAAGACAGAGUGGAUAGAGAAGAUCAAUGCUGAUGUUACAAAUUACUGGAACAGUGAGACACAGCGUGCACAGGGUACACAGGAGACCUUCAAAACCAAUAUGGCUAUAGCAAUGCAGCGCUUUAAUCAGACUACAGGAGUUCACACAGUGCAGCUAAUGUAUGGCUGUGAGUGCGAUGAUGAGAUGACCACUAGAGGAUAUUUCCAGUAUGGGUAUGAUGGAGAAGAUUUCAUCAGUUUUGAUAUGAAAGCUAAAACAUGGACUGCAACGAAUGAUGAAGCAGUGAUCACCAAACACAAGUGGGAUCCUAAUAAUGGGUAUAAUGAUUACUGGAAGAACUACCUGGAGAAAGAGUGUAUAGAUUGGUUAAAGAAGUAUGUGUCUUAUGACAGAGAGACUCUGAAGAGUAAAGUUCGUCCCGAAGCGUCAGUGUUCCAGAAACACUCGCCUUUUCCAGAGCUGGUGUGUCAUGCCACAGGUUUCUUCCCCAAAACAGUGAAUAUCACCUGGCAGAAAGACGGAGAGGAGUUAUUUGAGGACGUGGAGCUCAGAGAGACGGUACCCAACCAGGAUGGAACUUUCCAGAAGAGAAGCAUUCUGACAGUCUCAGCUGAGGAUCUGCAGAAACACACCUACACCUGCGUGAUUCAGCACAGCAGCUUGGAGAAGGAGAUAGUGCUGCGUGAGGAGGAUAUUCAAAUCCUGAAUCCUGAUGGAGGAUCAGAUGGAGCUCCGAUUGUUAUCAUGGUUGCUGUAGUCGUGGCUCUCGUGGUUCUCCUUGCCGUUGUUGCUGGAAUUGUCGUCUGGAAGAAGAAGAACUCUGGCUUCAAACCUGUUCCACCCAAACCCGCCUCUGAAGGAGAUUCUUCCACCAACAACUCUUAAAGUGGACUGUGUGUGUUCCCGCUGCACUGAGAGAGAGAGAGGAGGAGAGGGAGAUGAGGACCACACACACACAUUAUCAUAACAGAUUGGACUAAAGUGUAAAAGAGCCGGAACCGAGAUCUUCAGAUGUGAUCCGUGUUGAACAUCCAUCCAUCCAUCUUCUACACCGCUUUGUCCUUUUCAGGGUCACGGGGAACCUGGAGCCAAUCCCAGGGAGCAUGGGGCACAAGGCAGGGUACACCCUGGACAGGGUGCCAGUCCAUCGCAGGGCACCAUCACAUACACACUCACACACCCAUGCUUACCAUGCAUGUCUUUGGACUGGGGGAAGAAACCGGAGUACCCGGAGGAAACCCCCACAGCACGGGGAGAACAUGCAAACUCCGCACACACAGGGCCACGUUGGGACUCCGUGUUGAACAGAUUGGACUAAAGUGUAAAAGAACAGGAAGCGGGAUCUUCAGAUCUGAUCCGUGUUGAACAGAUCGGACUAAAGUGUAAAAGAACAGGAAGCGGGAUCUUCAGACGAUCCGUGUUGAACAGAUCGGACUAAAGUGUAAAAGAACAGGAAGCGGGAUCUUCAGACGGUCCGUGUUGUACAGAUCGGACUAAAGUGUAAAAGAACAGGAAGCGGGAUCUUCAGAGGGUCCGUGUUGAACAGAUUGGACUAAAGUGUAAAAGAAUAGGAACCGGGAUCUUCAGAUCUGAUCCGUGUUGAACAGAUUGGACUAAAGUGUAAAAGAACAGGAAGCGGGAUCUUCAGAUGAUCCGUGUUGAACAGAUUGGACUAAAGCGUAAAAGAACAGGAAGCGGGAUCUUCAGACGGUCCGUGUUGAACAGAUUGGACUAAAGUGUAAAAGAACAGGAAGCGGGAUCUUCAGAUGAUCCGUGUUGAACAGAUUGGACUAAAGUGUAAAAGAACAGGAGUGAACACAGCAGAAGCAGGAGUUUAUGCUGAUGAUCAGCACUCAAAGCUUUUCUUUUCUCCACACGUGGAAAACACAAAUCUACUAAAUGUCACGGCACUGACUCCAUUAUUUAUUCCUGAACUCAGUUUAAAGCAA